AGGAAGCUGAAAAAAUUCGACAGAAGAAUAAAAAUUUCAUUUUUUGCGGAGUGUGUGCAAAAUUUUCUGUAACAUUGUGGCAAUCGAUAUAAGAAAUUUCCAGUUUUGGAAGUUCAAACGCAGUACUGCUGCUAAAAAGCGAAUAAGGUUUGCCAGUAGCUCUGGGAAAAUUAUGAGCGAUAGAAAGGUUAAAAAAGACGCAACCAACAAGGAAAUCAUUAAUAUGGGUGACGCCGCAGGUUAUCUCGACCGUUUUGUUGGCGAUGUCAGCAAAAAGUCGGCCACUAAGCAGAUUCUCAUCGGUGCAGGUAGUGGAUGGGCAACAGGAUACAUUACAAUGAAAGUGGGUAAAGUAGCUGCAGUGGCUGUCGGAGGAGGGAUUAUAUUAUUACAGAUUGCCAACCAGCAAGGAUAUAUUCAAAUUGAUUGGAACAAAAUUCACAAUAAAGUUGAUAAGGUUACUGAUAAGGUAGAAGAGGCCGUUACAGGACAAGGACCUAGCUGGGCUGAUAAGGCUGAGCGUUUUGUUGAUCGAAAAUUAAACCAAGCCGAGGAUACUCUAAAGAAAAAAGGCAAGAAGGCGCGCAAAUGGUAUACAAAUCUUAUCGGUGAUGAUACCGGUUGUAAGCUAAACGAUCUUCAUAUAUUUAUUUGUGCCUUCGCUGCGGGGGUCGCGAUCGGCGUCGGAACUGCCUGAGGCAUAGGGAAUUCAAGCUGCGUUUAACAAUUGUAAUCUAUUAUUGUAUUCUCAGAAGUAAGAAAAAAAAGCAUCGAGAACAUCGCUUUUCGUCGGUCGAGAGAUCAAGUUGCUAUAAGCGAGCGAGUUAUGUUAGAUCACCACACUAGGUCCAUCCUAUCCUCAUCCCAUUUGUAUUUCCAAAGUGGCUAGUAAAGAUGGGAGGUAACGAAACAGACGAAGAAUGGAGCUAAUUUGCUUAAAUGUGUUCGAAGGCAUUCGCUGUGAUUAAGGGAACGAUUUGAUUUGAUAGUUUGAGAAGGAGUACACACUUUUAAGUAUUCACAGCAGCUUAAGUCAGGCCCAAAUGUAUUUAUAUGUAUUUAUUUUUAAGUUGAGAGUGCUCGAAAAAUUGUCAACACCAAAAGGCAACCGACUCGCACAUCCACACAGUCAGCAAUAAAGCAUUAAUUUUCACAACCAACAAUCAUCCGUACUUAGCUCAAACAUCCGACAACAUGAUCUGGAACAACAAAAAAAAAAUAGUCGCUUCUACCUAAGUCAAAUGUCAGAAAAGGAGCCGUCAUAAAUAGUAUAUUACAUUAAAAAUACGCUAAGAUCAAUCGUGGAAUUCUCAUAUUGUGUGUAAGCAGCCUAUAUGUACUGAGUUGAGCAUAAUAAACGGAUUUAUUAAACAAUAUAUG
Sabethes cyaneus is the source of this 1380-nucleotide messenger RNA. RefSeq names its product FUN14 domain-containing protein 1. NCBI's taxonomy places the organism in Eukaryota, Metazoa, Arthropoda, Insecta, Diptera, Culicidae. The transcript has 4 exons. The record is from RefSeq and is a predicted model, not a curated record. Gene Ontology annotation, cellular component: mitochondrial outer membrane. Bases 173 to 697 code for a protein of 174 amino acids. Gene Ontology annotation, biological process: autophagy of mitochondrion.